Lagopus muta (rock ptarmigan) is the source of this 2514-nucleotide messenger RNA. RefSeq names its product leucine rich repeat containing 75B (gene LRRC75B). The transcript has 5 exons. Bases 75 to 1337 code for a protein of 420 amino acids. The record is from RefSeq and is a predicted model, not a curated record. NCBI's taxonomy places the organism in Eukaryota, Metazoa, Chordata, Aves, Galliformes, Phasianidae.
AGGAAUGGAUAUUCCUACAGAGGUGAUACUGUCUCAACCCCAGGCUGCUCCUACAGUCACAGGCCACCAACACCAUGCUCUGUGUGCUGCGGGCAUCCAACAGCAGUCCUAAGCAAAGAGGAAGCUCACAGCUCCAGCAAUGGGAAUUCAGGCUGAGCUGCUGGUUAUACUGGGAGCGUGACUCGGCUGCCUGCAAAGUCUCAGCUCUGGGAUCCGACCUUUGCUUUCUCAACGCCCCGUUGGAUCGCAGCGGUUCAGUCUGGGGACCUGCUAAAGUUUGUCGCGUGCUGCUGGGGGAUGGAAGCGAUGAGGAAAACAUUCCUACCCACAGCGGCGGGAGAAGGGGACAGAAUUAUGUUAUCGUCCGCCGGCGGGCAAAAGGCGCCUCCUCUGCUCCAGCAGCAGAGCGGCAGAAAACGGCUGCCCGCAGCCCAAAGAAGCUGCCCGGGGUGCUGCGGAAAGCCUCGCCCGCUCCCUACGUGCGGAGGGUGGGGUGGCUGCGGGAGAUUCAGGCCACCAUCCGAGAACACAAGCGGGAGCACGCCGUGCACAUCCUCAGGCUGCUCAGGAAGGACCUGGGACUGGAAGGAACAUUCCUCAAUGAAGUCCUCUACAAAAAUGCAACCUUCCUCAACUUGGUGGAUCCCAUCUCCCAUGACCUGCUGAUGAGCCUUGCUAGAGACCUGCAGUGUCCCAAAAAGGAAUAUGACCCCUGGAAGUCCUCAGAUAGGAUCUGCAGGCAGCUAAUCUACCACCUGACCCCACACUCCAAAUGGCACCGGCAUGGCAUGCCCCGCAGGAAGUCCCAGAUGUGCCUGAAGAACAGCCUGCAGAAGAAGGUGAGCCAGGGCUCCAUGGAUCUGUCCGGGAUCCCUCUGACCAUGCGGGACGUGCACCGCAUGGCGUACUACCUUCAGAACAACGGGGACCACCUCACCUCCGUGGACCUGAGCUUCACCGAGCUGAACGACGACAUGGUGCGCCUGCUGCUGCCCUUCCUCUGGGUGCUGCCCAAGCUCACCCACCUUUCCCUCAACGGCAACCGACUGACGCGAGCAACCAUGAAGGAGCUGACUGACACCAUGAAGGACAUGAACAAGUUCCCUUGCCUGGCUUGGGUAGACCUCGGCAACAACGUGGAUGUCUCGUCCAUGCCACAGCCUUUGCUCGUGGGCCUGCGCAAGCGUCUCAGCCAGCAGACCACGCUGCCAACCAUUUACGAGGCUCUCGACUGUGACCCAGAGAUCUCCAGUGGGCAGGAGGGCGGCCGGCCGGAGGGCGAGGAAGCAGGGAGCACCCCACGACUCGCUGUCCCUCAGCAGGGCUGCGAGAGGUGACUGGACAACGAGCCGGCUCUGGCACACUUGAAGCCGCCCCGAGGAGCAGUUCUGAGUCCAAACACCAAGCAGAGGGCCAGCUUGACCGGCUUCCUUCAGCACUUCUCUCUCACCUUCCCUGACAUCUCCCUCCAGUUUGCUGUGAGACAAAGCCUGUUGUUCCCCAAAAUGUGCUCUGCUCCCUCCCCUCGCUGCCGAACCCAUUGCCCACAUUACGGAGAGGAACUUACAGCAAAGCUGGUCCCCAGGCUGGGCUUUACUGGAAGACCUGUUGGAGUCAACCAUUUCUUCCAGCAGCCAUUGGGUUGAGGGAAAGUGAUGGGGGGGAAACUUAAAACAGAAACAGGCUUGUAGUUUACUUCCUUUCCUUCUUUUCCUAGGCACCUUGGAAAGCUUGGGACCUGCAGUCUUGAGUGUGAAAGGAGGUACCCCAAGAGCCUAGCUGUUGUGGAGCUUCGUUGAAGGGCUCAGAGGCCAGAGCUGGAGCCCGGCAGUGUCUCCCUCUUGUGUCUGGCUCUUUUUGUUUUGCUUUUUUUUUUCCCCCCCCCAUUGUGUGUUUUGUAUUAAUGUCUGAACAAAGGGACUUGGUCAGAGACCAUCGGAUUGCAUAGGCUGGGGCAGACACAUGGCUUGGAACUGCAGCAUCAGGAUAUUUGUUGUGUGACUGGGGUGAGAGGGAGGGGAAGGAGGUAUGUGUUGGUGGGAGCAUGGGGGAUGGGAUGAGAUGAGAUGGGGUGGGAAGGCCAAGGGUUGAAAAGGGAGGGGAAAUAGUCUUGUGGUUUAAAAGGACUGGUUCAAAAACUGUGGUUUUGUACCCAACUUACAAGUUUCAAGUGAAAUUAAGGAGCAUCAGACAGCUAAGUGCUUUACUGACACUAGAGGAGCAAGCAGUGAAUGUGCCAGAGAUGGGCACUUCCUAAGCUAAAGUGCAAAGCUUUGGCUCCUUAUUGCAUAUUGCACACCUCGUAAUACUGACAUGAUGUGAGCAGCUGCAUUGUCAUUUCCAAUGCUGUCCAAAACCAAACCAGUGAUGCAAGAUUUCUAGUGUUUUCCACAUUGCUCACGUUCUGUGUAAACUCAAUAAAUGGUUCUCUUGGACAUGAGUGUAAAGCACCAUUGGGUCUGAGUAUCUGUGUUGUUGCCAAGCUGAGCCAGCAGCCCAGUCACUGCAACCUGA